Scomber japonicus (chub mackerel) is the source of this 516-nucleotide messenger RNA. RefSeq names its product zymogen granule membrane protein 16-like. The transcript has 5 exons. The record is from RefSeq and is a predicted model, not a curated record. The coding region runs from base 1 to 516 and encodes 171 amino acids. NCBI's taxonomy places the organism in Eukaryota, Metazoa, Chordata, Actinopteri, Scombriformes, Scombridae.
AUGUUUUCCUUCCUAUUCUUUGCUUUGCUCUGCGCCACCUGCAUGGCAAAACCUGGCUUGGUGCACUUCUCCUACUCCCGAGCUGUUGGGGAUGGUUCUGGCACCUCCUUCUCCUCAGAGGGCCAGGGAAGGAUCACAGCGGUCAGGGUUUGGGAGAAGAGUAACUCCUACAUCACUGGUAUCCAGCUGCGCUAUGAUUACGUUUGGUCUCAAAGGCUUGGUCGCAGUUAUGGUACUGCAAAGGAAAUGGUCCUGUUUGACGAUGAGGUCAUCGUCCAGGUCUCUGGUAAAUACCACUCCAACUACAUCUAUCAGGUGAUGUUUGUGACCUCCAGAGGACGCUUUCUGACUGCUGGACAGCCAUAUCAGAGAUCCUUUAACUUCUACCCAACCCACCCGGAAGCAGAGCUCAGAUUGCUGAGCGGCCGCUAUAAUGGCAAUGGGAUUACUUCACUGGGAGCUCACUGGGGAGUGAUCUUCAUGAAACAAGGCAACAGCACUAACACUGGAGCAUAA